This is a messenger RNA of Aureobasidium subglaciale EXF-2481, 1042 nucleotides long. RefSeq lists its product as uncharacterized. The record is from RefSeq and is a predicted model, not a curated record. Gene Ontology annotation, molecular function: protein-arginine omega-N monomethyltransferase activity. NCBI's taxonomy places the organism in Eukaryota, Fungi, Ascomycota, Dothideomycetes, Dothideales, Saccotheciaceae. Gene Ontology annotation, biological process: peptidyl-arginine methylation. The coding region runs from base 250 to 870 and encodes 206 amino acids. The transcript is spliced from 4 exons.
AUCGUGGCUUCGGAUAGCAUAUAUCUUGCGUUCGAUUGGUACUUCCCCACGAUGCUUGACCAUUCUCCACGUCAGUCCCGGUUUCGAGACCAAAUUUUUGAAAAAUCACAAGCGCAAUCGUCCUGACCAUAACCUUCUGCACUUACCAAGUUAUUGUUCAUAAUAUCACUACACCAGUGAUAUCCUCUCUUUAUCCAAUCCUUUGUACUUACUCAAUCGCAAAUUCUAGCAUCCGACCUUCGAAUCAAAAUGUCCGGUAACAAGACUUUUAUCGUCGAGCAUCUCGACCCUGAGCUCGAGCAAUGGUCUGCUCUCGAGUACAAGUGCAUUGCUAGGGAAACCGCAGCUACGGGAUCUUCAUUCUACCUCACAUCUGUUCCUCGUGAACUGCAAUUACCCGAAUCUCUCAAAGCCGUCUCCGAGUUGAAUGUUGAGCACCGCGGUAUCGAGGAGAUCUACGCAGACAAGAAGGAUCGCGUCUGUCUUCUCGACCCUGCAGCGACCAAGGAACUCAGCCCUGAGGACGGUGACAACUUUGACAUUUUCCUGUUUGGCGGUAUCCUCGGAGAUGACCCUCCAAGAGAUCGUACCUCCGAGCUCCGAAAGAAGGGCUACCAAGGACGCCGUUUGGGGCCCGUGCAAAUGACUACAGACACAGCAGUGCGAACCACUAGAAUUGUGGUCCAAGAUCGCAUCGCGCUCGAGGACAUCAAGUACGUCGACAACCCAGAAAUCAAGGUUGACGAGCACGAGAGCACCGAGAUGCCCUUCCGCUAUGUUCUUGACAAGAACGGAAAGCCCAUUUUCCCCGAUGGUAUGGUUGAUCUGAUCAAGAAGGAUUCGGAGCGUGGUAUCGACGAUUUGCUGUAAAGGGAUAUCAAAAGUGUUGCAUUGAGCAUUAUUUCUUGCUACUUGUCUUCGUCCAGCACAGCGCGACUUACUGGUAAUCAUCUCAUACAGCUCGUAGGAUCAAAUUGUAUGCCCACUGAUUUUCAUGUGAUCAGACACUAUGAUUGACACCCGUAUGGUACAUGAUAAUGUC